AUGGAUGAGCUUCUGGACAUAAUAAUUACUUUCCCAGAAAAAUUUCCUAUAUGCGAAGAGCUAAAAAACAGUAGUAACAUUAGUGAAAGAUUAUUGUAUAAAGUUUGGAAUAAUAUUGUUUUAAGAAAAGAAAUUCAUAAACAUAUUUUAAAGUUUAUUGAAUAUAGGGCUGUAGAUUUUGAUAAAUCAGGCUAUAAUCAGUUUAAAGAUAAAUCAUAUAUAACAUCACUUAAGUGGUGUAAUGACCCACUACCAAAAACAAAUGAAUUUCCACCUUUUUUGACAAAUUUAUAUUUGUACCGUUUUAAUAAAAGGUUAAUUCCAGAAAAUCUACCAAAUACAAUUACUACACUCACACUCGCUACUAAUUAUAGAAAAUUAUUUUCACCCGGCACAUUACCAAAUAGUCUCACAACACUCACAUUCGGUUAUGAUUUUAACCAAGUAGUUACACCCGGAACAUUACCAAAUAGUCUCACAACACUCACAUUCGGUCAUACAUUUAACCAAGUAGUUUCACCCGGAACAUUACCAAAUAGUCUCACAACACUCACAUUCGGUUAUUAUUUUAACCAAGUAGUUUCACCCGGCACAUUACCAAAUAGUCUCACAACACUCACAUUCGGUAAAGGUUUUAACAAAGUAGUUUCACCCGACACAUUACCAAAUAGUCUCACAACACUCACAUUCGGUGAUUAUUUUAACCAAGUAGUUUCACCCGGAACAUUACCAAAUAGUCUCAGAACACUCACAUUCGGUGCUAAAUUUAACCAAGUAGUUACACCCGACACAUUACCAAAUAGUCUCACAACACUCACAUUCGGUUAUGAUUUUAACCAAGUAGUUACACCCGGAACAUUACCAAAUAAUCUCACAACACUCACAUUCGGUGCUAAAUUUAACCAAGUAGUUACACCCGACACAUUACCAAAUAGUCUCACAACACUCACAUUCGGUUAUGAUUUUAACCAAGUAGUUACACCCGGAACAUUACCAAAUAGUCUCACAACACUCACAUUCGGUCAUACAUUUAACCAAGUAGUUUCACCCGGAACAUUACCAAAUAGUCUCACAACACUCACAUUCGGUUAUUAUUUUAACCAAGUAGUUUCACCCGGCACAUUACCAAAUAGUCUCACAACACUCACAUUCGGUGAUUAUUUUAACCAAGUAGUUUCACCCGGAACAUUACCAAAUAGUCUUACAACACUCACAUUCGGUCAUUAUUUUAACCAAGUAGUUUCACCCGGAACAUUACCAAAUAAUCUCACAACACUCACAUUCGGUAAAGGUUUUAACAAAGUAGUUUCACCCGACACAUUACCAAAUAGUCUCACAACACUCACAUUCGGUGAUUAUUUUAACCAAGUAGUUUCACCCGGAACAUUACCAAAUAGUCUCACAACAAUCACAUUCGGUUAUUAUUUUAACCAAGUAGUUUCACCCGGAACAUUACCAAAUAGUCUCACAACACUCACAUUCGGUGUUAAAUUUAACCAAGUAGUUCUACCCGGAACAUUACCAAAUAGUCUCACAACACUCACAUUCGGUGUUAAAUUUAACCAAGUAGUUCUACCCGGAACAUUACCAAAUAGUCUCACAACACUCACAUUAGGUCGUGAUUUUAACCAAGUAGUUGUACCCGAUUCAUUACCAAAUAGUCUCACAACACUCACAUUCGGUGUUAAAUUUAACCAAGUAGUUACACCCGGAACAUUACCAAAUAGUCUCAGAACACUCACAUUCGGUGCUAAAUUUAACCAAGUAGUUACACCCGACACAUUACCAAAUAGUCUCACAACAAUCACAUUAGGUCGUGAUUUUAACCAAGUAGUUCUACCCGGUUCAAUACCAAAUAGUCUCACAACACUCACAUUCGGUGUUAAAUUUAACCAAGUAGUUACACCCGGAACAUUACCAAAUAGUCUCACAACAAUCACAAGAAAAACAUAA
Molecule: messenger RNA, 1953 nt
Organism: Dictyostelium purpureum
Lineage: Eukaryota; Evosea; Eumycetozoa; Dictyosteliales; Dictyosteliaceae
Exons: 2
Coding region: 1-1953 (650 amino acids)
Source: RefSeq, a predicted model, not a curated record